Funneliformis geosporum is the source of this 1267-nucleotide messenger RNA. The record is from the annotation of a GenBank genome assembly. NCBI's taxonomy places the organism in Eukaryota, Fungi, Glomeromycota, Glomeromycetes, Glomerales, Glomeraceae.
AUGAACAAUAAUCAAAGAAAGUGGGGUUCGAGACGAACAUUUAACCAUGAUCAAAAUCAUAAGUGGGCAUCCCUUCGUCCUCGAUAUGACUGGAAUGAUGCUUACGACAAUACUGUAGCUCCCAGAGAUCAUGAUUUAGAAAACGACCUGUUUGGUGAAGAAAACCACAUUCACACAGGAAUAAACUUUGCCAAAUAUGCAAAAAUUAAGGUCAUUGUUAGACCCGAAUGUAUAGCUCCAAUAUCCUCCUUUGACGAGGCUAAUCUUCAUUCGUCUAUGAAAGAUGUUGUCAGAUUAGCUAGGUAUUCUAUUCCUACGCCGGUUCAGAAAUAUUCUAUACCCAUUAUCACUGAAGGAAAAGAUCUUAUGGCUUGUGCUCAAACCGGUUCCGGUAAAACGGCGGCAUUCUUGAUUCCCAUUUUAUCUAAACUAUUUGGAAAGGCAAAAGGUCUCGCUGCACCCCGACCCCGACUGGAUGCACGCUUUUUCAAAGUCGAACCUUUAGUUCUAAUUCUUGGCCCUACACGAGAAUUAGUCACACAGAUAUUUGAUGAAUGUCGUCGAUUUACUUAUAGAACCAUGUUGAGACCUUGUGUUGUAUAUGGGGGCGGUGGAAUAAUAGAACAGAAGAAUGAGUUGGCCAAAGGUUGCGACGUAUUAUCGGCUACUCCAGGUCGCAUAAUCGAUUUUUUCGAAAGGGGUUUUAUUAGUCUUCGUCGGGUCAAGUACCUUGUUCUUGAUGAAGCUGAUCGGAUGUUGGAUUUGGGGUUUGAGACUGUUGUCAGGAAUAUCGUAGAAAAUACAGAUUUAUGUAAUGACGGAACUAGACAAACCCUUAUGUAUUCUGCCACAUUCCCAAAGCCUAUCCGCAAGCUUGCUAAAGAUUUUUUAGCAAAUGAUUAUGUAUUUUUAACAGUUGGUCGAGUUGGUGGCACUACAAGCGAUAUCACCCAAAAGGUGAUAUAUGUUAAAGAACAAAAUAAACGCGAUUGUCUUGUCGAAUUAUUGUUAAAACAGCCGCCAUCCAGAACACUUAUAUUUGUUGAGACAAAGCGUGGAGCGGACUCGCUUGACAACUUUCUAUACAACAGAGAUUUUCCAACUACCAGUAUUCAUGGGGAUCGUUCACAAAUAGAAAGAGAAGAUGCGAGUGGACGAUCCCCCAUAUUAAUUGCCACCGACGUGGCAGCUCGAGGACUUGACAUCAAAGAUGUAAUGCAUGUCGUUAAUUACGACCUUUGUAAUAACAUUGAUGAUUACGUUCAUC